AUGGAAAGCUGCACACAAGCAAUAGUGUUUAUCCUGGCAGGUUUGACUGAUGACCCACAGUUGAAUGUUGUGUUAUUUGUCUUUCUGCUUCACACCUACUUGCUGAGCAUCACUGGCAAUCUGACCAUCAUCACACUCACCCUGGUGGAUACUCACCUCAAGAUCCCCAUGUAUUUUUUCCUUCGGAAUUUUUCCUUCCUAGAAAUUCCCUAUACUACUACAUGCAUCCCUAAAUUAUUGGUUACUAUGGCAACUGGAGACAAAACCAUUUCCUUUAAUUGUUGUGCAACUCAAGUGUUUUUUGCCUUCCUUCUUGGUGCAUCUGAAUUUUACUUGCUGGCUGCUAUGUCCUAUGACCGCUAUGUUGCCAUCUGUAAGCCCCUGCAUUACACAACCAUCAUGAACAGUAAGGUCUGUAUUCAACUUGUCUUCUGUUGUUGGUUUGCUGGUUUUUUGGUCAUCUUUCCACCUCUCCUUCUAGGCCUAAAUCUUGACUUCUGUGCCUCUAAAAUUGUUGCUCAUUUCUACUGUGAUACAACUCCCCUCAUGCAGAUCUCCUGUUCAGAUACACAGCUCUUGGAAACAAUGGGAUACAUCUCUGCUUUGGUGACACUUGUAGUCACAUUAAUAAUGGUGUUACUAUCAUAUACCUAUAUUGCCUUAAAAAUUCUAAAAAUCCCUUCAAGUAAGCAGAAGAAAAAAGCUUUUUCAACAUGUUCUUCUCACAUGAUUGUGAUAUCCCUUUCUUAUGGCAGCUGCAUCUUCAUGUAUGUUAAACCAUCAGUCAAACAAAGAACAUCUUUUUCCAAGGGAAUUGCAGUGCUCAAUACUUCCAUGGCUCCACUUUUGAAUCCUUUCAUUUACACUUUGAAGAACCAGCAGGUGAAGAAAGCCUUCAUGAAUAGAGUACACAAAAUUGUUUAUUUUUCAAACAAAUGA
Messenger RNA from Enhydra lutris kenyoni (northern sea otter), 939 nucleotides. Its product is annotated as olfactory receptor 6C74-like. The record is from RefSeq and is a predicted model, not a curated record. Gene Ontology annotation, cellular component: membrane. Gene Ontology annotation, molecular function: olfactory receptor activity; G protein-coupled receptor activity. Gene Ontology annotation, biological process: G protein-coupled receptor signaling pathway. NCBI's taxonomy places the organism in Eukaryota, Metazoa, Chordata, Mammalia, Carnivora, Mustelidae.